AUGCCAGAAUCUGCCGAGGAAGAACGUGGGGGGAGUAGAUUGGGCUCAGGAAAUCGAGCCACUCCAAAUUCAGCAUCCCAAUCUAAUAUCAGUGCUCAGUUAGAGGCUAACAGAAAGAGGAUUGGAUCUGCUAAAUACUACGACAUAGCAUCUACACUAAUGGGCAAAGGUCACACUGGCGACCUUGAGGAACUCUUUCUAGCAGCGGCCAGAGAUGGGGACUAUGAUAAAAUAGAGAAUUUCCUGUUACGGAGUGGAAAGGACCACUUGGUCAGUAUUGAUGUCAAGGACAAACGAACUGGAAACACCUCACUGAUCUGGGCAGCCAAGCGUGGACAUACUAAGAUCGUUCAGCUGUUAUUGAAACAUGGAGCAGAUAUAACAUUGAGGAACUAUGAGGGUCAGACAGCAGUGGAGGUGGCAUCAGCUUCCAUCAAGACUCUCCUUCUGGACUCUAUCAAUCGGUCAACAGAAUCAUCUCACAGACUUCUGCUCCAGGCAGCUUGGCAAGGCAACAUCAGAGUCCUCAACAAACUUCUGAAUGAGAACAAGGUGAAGGACAUUAACUGUAAGAAUGCAGAGGGUCUGACACCACUCCUGCUGGUGGCUCGAGACAUCCAACUGUUUGAACGUCUAGCCAUACAACAGAAACGCCCUUACAACCCAGCAGAAGUCGUCACCUCUCUCCUCGCUCACCGGGCUGACAUCCAUGCUGUAGAUGAAGAUGGAAAGACCUGCCUACAUUAUUCCUCUCAGUCGAAGGCAUCCCUGGCCCAGACCGUUGUACAGGCCCUCAUCACAGGGGGCCCUGAUAUAGACCUUAGAGACAAGCGUCUAUUUGCUCCAAUUCAUUGUGCAUCCCAGAGUGGGAACACAGAGUGUGUAGAAGUUCUUAUUAAUGGUGGGUCAGGCGUUAACUGCCGAGGGUUUGCAGGAACCACACCUCUUCACAUCACAGCAUACAAUGACAAUGAGCGAACUGCCUGCUGCCUACUGAAAUAUGGAGCUGACGUGACUUUGACAGAUGACCGUGGCCUCACUCCUAUGGACCUAGCUCGUGGGAAGAAGAUGAAGACCACGUUAAAGGAGGCAUGGGCAGAGGCCAUUCAUGGUCAUGCUCCUACAAAUCUUGCCCCUGUUAAGGCCCCUUCUCGCCAGGAGACAAGGACUUCACUGGAAGACCUCAAUAAGAGCAAAAAGGGAGGCGAGGUCAUAUUUGAUAACAUGCCGUCCAAUCCAUUUGCCAACAUGAAGGAUACACCUAGCAAAGGUCGUCUACUGUCCCGUCACUUGAGCCUGAAAGACAAAGAAAAGGCGAGGCGUGCAGAGGAGUUAAUGAGGAGAGAGCACGAAAACAGCAGUGUUACUCCUGGACCUUAUGUCAAAGAUGGUAUGCGGAGACUUGGUAUGACAAGGAAUCAGCAUCCCUCUCCUCUACCCAAGGGAAAAGGUUAUCAGAGAUUGCCUGCUAUCAGUCCAGACAGAAUGAGUAUAGAUCGUAACCAGGACUGUUCAUCACCUUUCACUCGGAAUAGUCGAUUCCGACGAUCCCUUGAUGAAACCAGGCUUUCCUACUCUAGAAAUUCAUCUAAUAUGGCCUCCUUCCCUAAUCCUGGACCAUCAAAAAGGAGGAUGUCACCUUUGUCUAGUAAAGAUGGUUGUCUCACUCCACUUAGCUUUGAUUAUGACAGUGGGCCAGGCAGUAGCAGGUUAACACAAUGUUCACCCACACUGAACCAGAAACCAAGCCGACACCAGCGGUCUGGGUCAGAUACCUUACCAGCUACAAAUUUAGCCGAGAUCGCUGCCUCCUGUGACCCCUUCCAUAAAACAGGUCGGUCUGUAUCUAUGUGUCAGCCGUUAAGUCAGUCCGAUGACUUUGGUGAUGCUUGUUUAAACUCUCCGAGACUAACACCACUGAGAACCCCUCUGGAAAGGGGGACAACUGGCCACGUCAAACCAUCUGAUGGGCAUGUUUGUAGUUCUAACAACCUUGUCUUGGAUUUAGAUCGUAUGGGCCUGUUGAACAAGUGCCAGACUCCCAUCCAGAAUGCCCCAUUGUUUCCCACCUCCUCCAAGAUACUGCCCCCUACCCCCACCAUGAUGGGAGAGAAAGCUCACAGCUGUCUAGAAUCCUGUAUGACCAACACUGAUUGGAACUCUAAGGAUCCAUCUCCUAGAUCAGAUGAUGAAAUUGAUCACAAGAAGGUAAAGCAGGCAUUUCAGAACUCCUCCAGUCAGCUUCUACGUAGUCCAUCCAUAUUUAAACAGGAGUUUAUUUUGGAGGAAAGUCGUCCAAAAGACAUUUUAAUUCACUCCUCUGGUAGUGACUUAUCCUCCACUGGAAGUAAGGAUCGAUCAUCUGUGUCCAGUGACGAGAUGAUGGUUUCUGAAGUAUUACGACCUGCCGCAGCAAAGCCUCGCCAGCGAGGUAACAAUAAGAGAAGCAUCUCUUCAGACAAAGAGAUAAAAGAAGGUCCUACUUCUUACAAUGUUGUCAGUGUUAAUUCUCAAAACAAACUGGUGUCAAAUCUACGAACAGUUGAAUCAAGAUGUAGUCCCAGCUCAAAAAGUAGUCCCGGUUCAAAAAAUAGUGCCAAGACAAAUUCUUCAGAGAAGGCUUUUAACAAACAAGGAAAGUCGGAUCAGACAUCAACAAGAUUAACUAAGGAUAAAGUUGUUGUCCAUACACAGAAAAUAGGGACGUGUACAUCACUUCCUAGUAAAACUACGACUAGUGAACUCACAGAGGAAGUGAUGAGGCAGAACAUUCUAAAUGCUAAGGCUUCUGAAAAAUCUACAAAGGAUAUUAAAUGUGCCAAAUCAGACAAUAGGUGCAAAUCUGGAGACAGUAGAUCUAGAGGAUACAGUCCACUGAGGGAGGAGCCUGUGGUUGGCUCCCCUUCCAAAGGUCUUCAUGUCGUGUCCACUAAACUGCUAUCAAACGUCAAGGAAGAAGUUAAAAAACAGAGAAUGGAGAACAGUGACACAAACGUUACUCCACAAGUAUCCAGUAAUUAUUUGGGCAAAGAAAAUGUGAACAAUUCUGAUGGAAAUAAACAAGUACCAGUGGGAAAUCCAAGAAAAGCAUCUCGUUCACCUGCCCGUAGGUCUGACACAGUGCCAACAGCAAACAAGGGGAAUAACUCAACUCCUUCUUAUCUUAACCCAACACAGUCAUCAGUUACACGUCGCCAAACUUCUGAAGGGAAAGUGGCAAAGUCACAUUCAAACUUGUCAGGAAACAGUAGUGUUGUGAAUGAUGGUGUAAAGAGAAGUGCUGGAUCCUCAAGUAGGGCAAGUAGUGCUGUACCUGAAACUUUACGCAAAAGUACUACAACUCUUCCAUCAAACCGUGGGUCACAAAUGAAGUCUGGUGCUUCGGUCAGAGAGUCAAAAUCUGAUGUAUCAGUAAGGGCAUCUGUUCCGCAACCAUCAACGUCAUCAUCAUCAUCUUAUAAGCCUACCUCUUUGUCUUCUCAGAAUAAUCCACAACCUAGCAAUUCAGCCUCAAAGUCACGACAAACAUCUGGUGUGAGGAAAUCUCAAAGUGACCCAAAUGUUCCACAAGAAUCAAGUUCAGUGGCUAGUAUUGCUGUCACCAAGUCAGGCAAAGAUAAUGGUUCCAAAACUUUGAAAUCCACUUCUUUGACUACACUACAGGAGGCCAAAAAUGAGAACACAAAUAAAAAUUGUGCAUUAACUUCAAGAACAGGUCCCCAAAGAGGAACUACUGCGGGAGAGGAUGGGAAAUCUGACAAAAAGACAUUUCAGUACAAGCCUGCUAGUGCAGGCAAGGGACCUUUAGUAGAGAUCAUAUCAGAAAAUUCACCUCGUGUAUCAAAACCCAAGCAUGUCGAGUCCCAGUCUACAGCUCCAGUACAAACACCUGUCAUUGUGAAUCCUUUUGAAGAUAUGAGACCCUACAACGGUGUGUCAGCUACAAGUUAUGGUUAUACUGUUGGUAAACCUUCCAUUGAUAGGUCAAAGACUCAAACCUCAAUGAAAAGUAGGGGGAAAAGUGCCAAACGACCCAUGUCAAAGGACCAAAAACCUGCAUCUGCAGGGCCAAACCGACAAGGAAAGCGGCGCGGAGAUAAAAGUAAAGAAGGGAAACAAUCUGAUGAAGGAGCAACUGGCAGGCCCAGAAGUGGUAAAAAUAAGCGCACAAAAUCAGGGAAGAAGAAGAAGAAGAAUGAAGCUGAUCUUGUGCUCAGUAAGCAGGCUUCACAAUCGGAUGUGGCUCUGAUCUCUGGUAUUGGGUGGCAUGUGGCAACACACUGUGUAGAUACGUCAGAUGUGACAGCUGUCAAAAGAACAGACACAGAUUCUUCUGAUUCUUCUGACAGUGAUAGUUUAGACAAUGACACUCCCAGGGAAGGAGUAACAUACAAACUGAGGAUACCUAAUCAUCCCAUCGAUCCCACAUCUAACUCCUCCACACCCAGGUUCCUGGAAGUCAAGCCGCAAGAAAAAGGGGCUCAGGCUCAACUUCCUGUUAUGUCACAUGACGGUUAUCGACCAAUGAAUUUAGACAUGACACAGGCAUCCUUCACACCUGCAUUUGGUCUAUACAAUGUUCUAGGGUCUGAUCUUCCCCCUUCAUCUUCACAAACAGAUUUAAAUUCUAUCUUCAAUAAAAUGGAUGGCAGUAUAAUAGAGCCUCCAGAUGUUUUACCUACAGAGAGUGACGAAGCUAUGGCAGAAAUUCAUCGUAACAUUCUGAUGGGGAAACUCACACCCAUUCCCGAGUCCCCUUCACUUAAGUCUGGUAAUGUUCUCCACAAGACCAUUGAAGCUAUAGAAAAGUUUGAUCACAACAUCCAGGCUGAAAUGUUAAGUAGUUUACUCGGGGUUGUUAAACAUGAUGGUGCUGAGCCCAGUCCAAGAGUUGAUCUCCUUUUCAAAGGUGCCAAAAACAAAAACAAUGUUGAUAUGUCUAAGCAUAUAUCUGAAAGUGUUUCUUUAUCUAAUUCUGCACAAAGUGGCAGACACAGUAAUGGUAAAAAAAGUCUAUCUUCUUCAUCAAAAGAGAGGGCUGAUGUGAUGUCUGGAGCCUCAGUUCGCAGUCGUAAGCAAAGUUCUGAGACCAGAGGGACACGAUCAUCCUCUAAAGAACGAGUACAUAGCAGAAAGGGACAGGAAGACCGAAGUGUUACAUUAGAGGAAAGGUCUGUGAUUAUGUCUGGUGCCACAGUCCGUAGUAGUCUGAAUGACUUGGAGGAUAAGAACAUAAGAGACUCUUCUGUUAUAGGAGGUUUGAAAAAGUCACAGAGUGAUUCAUCAUUCAAGCAAAGUCAGUCUGAGAGGAACUCUGGUUCUCUUUCCUCAAGCAGGAAAGAUUUGAGAAAGAAGGAUAAUGUAGGAAACAGGCAGACCUCUGGCCAAAGAACAGGCUUAAAAACACAAGAACCUAAUUCUCCUGAAAAAAUUCACAUUGAGGUGGUGGAUAGUAUCCAGAGAACCCCCCGUGUUCCAAGACUAGAAAAUCUAGUCAAUUUGGAAAACUCUGACAAUGAUGACAACGACUUCAUGACAAGUCACAGUAGAAAAGAGGGCAGAAGCACUCGCAGAGAAAGGAGAUUUUCUGAAACAAAGAGUGAAGACAGAAAUGACAAUGACCAUGAGAACAUUGAAGAAGUGAUUGAGGAAAUUUUAAGUAAUACUGUUCCAUCUGUUGCUUCCACACUGAAGUCUCAUGGAUCUCUGAAAUCUGGUGGAAAGUCUCUGGCCAGUACAUUCUCUGAGGCAGAUACAUCACUGUUAAAGAAACUAUCAUCAGCACCCCAAAACUCUCCUUUCCAUGCAAAGAGUUCCUCAUCUGCAGUUAGACAGUCUGGAUCAUAUGAGGACCUCUCAGUUCCUCAUCCAACCAAUCCAAACCUAUUGAACUCCAAAGUGAAGGCAAUGGCAGAUGUUGAUAAUGAGGCCAAACAAAUAGCAAAGAUUAUGAACAGCUUCAAACAAAUGGAGCUGUAUGCUGGUAGUGCACGUACCCCAGGUACACAGGAUCUUAUCCCUAAACCAGAGACAAGUUCCAUGGAGCCUGUUCCAGGAAGGAAACCUCCACUAGGACCAGCCAGGCCCAGCUCUGCAGGAGCUGGGAAGGUCAGGUCAGCAGGAAGGUUCACAGAGAUUAAGAACGAAAAGAAUGUGUCAGCUUCUAAAGACAAAUCUCUAAGAAGGAGCACAGACAACAGGGUACACGAUAUUGGUUUCCCACCAGGAGACCCAGGAGAACAGGAUGUGAACAUUGUAACACCUGAUGCAGACACUAUUAUAAGCUGUCUUGGCACCCUAAGUAGACCUGGCAGUGCCUGUACCACCAUCAGCACCCAGUCCAGUGUGGAGGACACUAUCCAAUGGAAGAAAGGCAAUGUUCUCGGCAAAGGGGCAUUCGGAACAGUUUGGUGUGGACUAACCAGUGAGGGUCAGCUAAUAGCAGUCAAGCAGAUUGAGUUAAACACUGGAAACCAAGAUAAGGCUAAGAGGGAGUACGAGAAAGUACAGGAGGAGGUGGAACUGUUAAAAACUUUAAACCACAAAAAUAUUGUAGGUUACCUAGGCACCAGUCUGGAGGAGAACAUUGUCAGCAUCUUCAUGCAGUUUGUCCCAGGAGGAUCCAUUGCCAGUAUUUUAGCACGGUUUGGGGCUCUGGACGAGGCUGUGUUCCGUCGCUAUACCAAACAGGUGCUAGAGGGUGUCGAGUAUCUCCAUGCAAACGAUGUCAUCCAUAGGGACAUCAAGGGAGGUAAUGUGAUGUUGAUGCCAAAUGGAAUCAUCAAACUUAUAGAUUUUGGAUGUGCCAAGCGCCUGUGUAUCAACCUAAGCAUGGGUCAGUCACAGAUUCUCAAGUCCAUGAAGGGCACACCAUUUUGGAUGGCUCCUGAGGUAGUCAACGAGACAGGACAUGGCAAGAAAUCUGACAUUUGGAGUGUCGGAUGUACAAUAUUUGAGAUGGCCACGCGGAAACCACCAUGGGCAGACAUGAAUCCUAUGGCAGCCAUCUUUGCCAUUGGCUCGGACAAGCCAGUUCCACAGCUACCAAACAAGUUCUCUCCAGAUGCUAUUUCCUUCGUGAAUGCCUGCUUGACCAGGGACCAAAACAAAAGACUGUCUGCCACUCAGCUGCUGCAACACAUGUUCAUCAACAAGAAGAAGAGCUCCAGGAAAUGAACCAAAGGCAGAUAACUCUUCCUGGACAUUAAAUAAAAGUUUCUGCAGUUUUGUAGCAAUAAAGCUGGAGAAUAGAAAAAGAUCUGUGUAUGAGUAAAUGUAUUAGAACUUUUGUAAAAGUUAGAUAGAUCUAUGUGUCAGUAAACAUUGAUGUUGCCACUGAUAA
Ylistrum balloti is the source of this 7342-nucleotide messenger RNA. Its product is annotated as probable serine/threonine-protein kinase DDB_G0282963. Gene Ontology annotation, biological process: protein phosphorylation. The record is from RefSeq and is a predicted model, not a curated record. Lineage: Eukaryota; Metazoa; Mollusca; Bivalvia; Pectinida; Pectinidae. Gene Ontology annotation, molecular function: ATP binding; protein kinase activity; protein binding. The transcript is spliced from 23 exons. The coding region runs from base 1 to 7176 and encodes 2391 amino acids.